Podarcis muralis (Common wall lizard) is the source of this 4663-nucleotide messenger RNA. The record is from RefSeq and is a predicted model, not a curated record. NCBI's taxonomy places the organism in Eukaryota, Metazoa, Chordata, Lepidosauria, Squamata, Lacertidae.
ACUUUCCCCUUUUCUUGCGAGGAAUCCUAUUCGGAAUAAAUUUCCCUUUAAAAAAGGGAACGCUUGACAGCUAUGAUUCGGCCCCCGCUCCCGCCCGCGACUCCCCAUGGGGCAAGUGAGGUGGUCUUGCCCAGCCAUAGGAUCUGCUGGGAGAGGAGUGUACCAACGUCCGGAAAUGGGUGGGGAGGCCAAAGCCAAAACGAGGAACUGAAGCAAAAGCUAGUCAGUGUUACCACAGCUUUAAAGCAGAAAGCUUCCUGGGGCGAAUAAGCUCAAUAGUGGCUGGGGAAAGAGCGGGCAUCCCCCGCACCAUGAUCUGCUAAUGGUACGGUCUGAAGAGAUUGAGUCCCGCGCAUGCGGGAGAGCAGAAACACGGAAAUAAGAGAAGUAAAGAGUCAACCCUAGGAGCUUCACUUCCCUUGCGCUGUGUUCGCGGCUGCUCUUUCCUCUCCUCAGCCAUCGCACUAGAGGAGAAGGUUGGGGGAGCCAGGCUGCAAGCUUAUGCACACUUCCCCGCGAGUAAACCCGGUCGAAGUUUGUUAGAUUUCCUUGCUGAGUAAACAUUGUUUGGGGCUGCGCUGAUCAUAGUCCCCAAUUUAAAAGAAAGAGCCAGGAUAGAUAGCUUUCUCCUAUUUUCCUUAAAGAGAACUUAAUGCACCUUUACCAAGUGCAUAAUGACAACAACCCCCCCCCCCACACACACACAAAACCAGCUGGAGGCGGAGGUUCCCCAGCCUGUACGUGCUUCACCUAAAUUUCGUAUUGUGCUGCUGCUGUCAAAAGUACAAGCGCCCAUCCCUUUAGUAAACCUACUUUUGGCUAGUGCCUUGUGAUGGCUUUGUGGUAGCAGAUCUUAUAACAUUUCUUUUUAAAAAGAGAAACGGCACCCCAGUGUCCCCCUUCAACCAACCAACCAAAAGUAAAUAUUCCUGCAGAAAGAUGCAUAUUAUAAAAAGCAAACCAUAGCUGUGUCUAUAGGAAGAAUAUUCCAAGCUCCACAGUUGGGUAAUAACCUUUAUUAGGGUCAACUUCAGAAGCCUCAAAAAAGGGGGCAAGCUUUAGAAUUUCCCAGAUAAUUUAUGGAGAACUUAAAAGCACAGUUUCUGUGACACCCCCCCCUUAUUAUUUUUUUUAAACGGUCUUUAAAUGGCUUGCAACUUCCUAGCUGAAACAGGGUUUCAGGUCUGACGGGAGUUGGGAGUUGAGCUGAGGAGGGGGCAAAAGGAAAGGUUUUGUGGGAGCUCCUGAAACAGCGGUCGGAGGAGUUGAUGCAUGUGCGGAGAAGGAAAAACACAGGGAGAAAGAAAUGGCAGGGGGGAGCAAGCUGAAAACAAAGAAAAAAUUGCAAAUAGAAAGCAGUGAGGAGUCAUGGCCAGGGAGGAAGUGACAGCAGGUCAUGAGCUAUAAAUAUUUUUAGUUAAUAAAAAGGAGUGUUCAGGAUGCUACUGGUGUUCUCUAGACAGCUAUUUUGGGGUGGAGGACAAAGUCCAGCGGGGGCACCUGCUUCCUCCCCCCCCCUCCACCAAUGCUCUGCUUGUGGGCUCCCCAGAGGUGCGAAAACAGGAUGCUGGCCUCUUGCUGGGACACCUCAGAUGAGAGAGGGAAGGGGAAGAGGAAUUAGAAGUCAGGCUAGGACCUGGGAGAACCAGGGUUCGAAUCCCCACUCAGCCAUCAAGCUGCCUGGAUGACCUUGGACCUGUCUCUCAGUCAACCUUGCAAGGUGAUGCAAGAAAGGACUAAAGAAGUAAAGAAGAAUGAAGUUUCCCUGCCUUUCCUUCCGGCAACCUUAUGCUGGGUUGGUUUUAAACGAAGUAAAAACAAUAGAGACCCGUUGGCGACCAUUGCUGGCCCAGUACGAGUCCUGUACCAUUGCUGUCCACAUUGCUUUUAAAGACUGGGACGACAAAGCCUGGAAAGACAUCCUCACAAACAGGCUUGGCAUGACAGUGACUAAAAUUGAAGAGCUAUUGGAUGCAGGUGAAAGGUUUGGAAGAGGUGUUGUGGCAGGACUAAUUGACAUUGGGGAGACAUCACAGUGCCCAGAACUCUUGCCUCCUGAAGACAUUUUGGUACUAGAAAAUAAAGCCAUCCUCUCAGGCCUGGAGCAGAAAUACCUGACCGUUAUUUCAAACCCCAGAUGGUUGUUGGAACCUAUUCCUACACGAGGACGCAAAGAUGUCUGGCAGGUGGACAUCCCAGAGGAACUGAUUCCUUCUUUGGACUACUCCUGAAGAUAUUUUUCUUUAUGGUCCCUUAACUCUACAUUUUCCAAGCUACUGAAGUGGAAUAAUUUUCUUCUACUGACCUUAAUGUAGACCACUAUUAUAAAGUGAGCAAGUGCCUUAUACCUUGGUGUUAUCACUCUUGCAAAUGGAGAACAUUAAUGGAAUAGUUGGGGUCACCAGUAAAAGUAUGCUUUGUUGAAGCUUCUUAGAUGUGGAUUGUUGUGAAUUAUCCAUCUUAGGUCCAAGCUAUCUGAAAGACCGUAUCCGCCCACACAAACCUGCCCAGAUGUUGAGAUCUUCAUGGGAGGCCUCUCUCUUUGUUCUGCCACCUUCACAGGCUUGCACAGGAGGGGAUGUGGUGGAGGGCCUUCUUGGUGGCUACUCCCAGACUUUGGAACUCCCUUCCUAGAGAAGCUAGACUGGCUCCCUCCUUGUUGUCCUUCUGCCAACAGAUGAAAGACGUUUUUGUUCCAACAGGCUUUGGGAAACUGACUGCUUUUAAUGAAAGGGCUGGUGCCAUGCCGUUUUUCUGUAAUUAUUGGCAUGUUUCAAACAGGUCUUAAAUACGUAUGUAGUUUUAAUUCUAUCAUUGUUUAAUUGUAGUUUAAUAAUUGAUUUUCCUGUUUUUAAUGGUUCUUGUUUUUAACUGUAAACCACCUUAUGUUCCAUCAGGGGGGGAAAGAGGAGUAUAAAUAAAUAUUAAUCAUCAUCAUUUACAUGCACAUUAUGGAAUAUUAAACACUUUUUCUUAAUUAAGUGAAAUAAACAGAUCAUCAGUUAAUCCCAUUCCCUCCCCCAGAGCUUUCACUCUUAAUUCCUCUGCUCAUAUUGGGUCUAUGGUCUCAUCACAAAUGGCUAAUCCAUGCCCUCCAUCCCUUUUUAGUAAACUCAUUUAAAUGCUCCAUUCAAGUCUUCCUCACUACUUUGCAACUGCCCUUUCAGCUUCCUAUGCCCCUUGUGCUAUUUGUGGAUGUAAUGCUGUACACAGUACUAUGCUUCUAUAGAAAUGAAUCCUGUUACAGUGGUACCUCGGGUUACAUACGCUUCAGGUUACGUACGCUUCAGGUUACAGACUCUGCUAACCCAGAAAUAGUACCUCAGGUUAAGAACUUUGCUUCAGGAUGAGAACAGAAAUCGAAUAGCAGCUGCGCAGCGGCAGCUGGAAGCCCCAUUAGCUAAAGUGGUGCUUCAGGUUAAGAACAGUUUCAGGUUAAGAACGGAUCUCCGGAACGAAUUAAGUACUUAACCCGAGGUACCACUGUACUUAGAAAUGCUAUGGAUGUUUAUUAAACCUGCUAAGGAGGAUGUGGUCUACUUUUCUUUAGAUCAGGGGUGGGUAACUGAUAACACUCCAGUUGUUCCUGGGGUAGAGUUCCCAUCACACCUGGCCAGGAGUCAUCCUGGCUGGUGCAGAUGGGAACUGGAGUCCAGCAACAUCUACAGUGCCAAAGGUUCACCAUCCUUUGUUUUAUUAUGCUGCUCAGCCACACUCCCUUUCCCCAUAGGUCAGUGGUGGGCUCUGCUAUGUUGACCAAGACUAAGGAUGACAGGAAAUGCCACCUCAGCGACCUUGGCAGCAUAGGGAUGUAAAGGUAUUUCUGCUUCUGCCUUCAAUGUGAUGUUUUAUUCUAAGAAUGUUUGGCAGGUCACUUGGGCCUCUCAGAGGUAUAAAGUGAGAUUUUUUAGCAUUCUGAAUUUUCUUUGGGCCAUUGCAUUUUUAGUGUGCACGUAUAAAAUCAUCUAUGUAAAAAGCAUUUAUGAGUUAUGACAGCUACUUAAGAUUCACAUGGAUUGCACCAUUUUUAGAACUCCCCUACUAAUUGAAAUUGAAAUACUUUAUUGUCACUUGUACAACUUGUAUACAGUGAGAUUACCCGAGCACCCCCCGCUCAGCUCUCUUAAUUCCCCUCGUUUACUGACACUCACCCACAUUGUUUUCCUCUGCAAAAUGAGCUACAGGACUCUGCAGCUCCCAGCCCGGAGAACUACAUUUUGGCACUUGGGCGAACCACAAAAUGGCGCCUUCCCUCCCCACCAGAAAAGAAAGGGUGAUUGAAGAUAGACAUCAGUAUCUGCUGCCCUGUGAAUCCUGCUGCCUAAGGCAGUCGCCUCACUUUGCUUCAUGGGUGGGCCAGCCCUGAAGUGAGCCCUGGCAAGCAAAGUAUUUCAAAAAGUGAUUAUAUCCAUUCUUUCCUUCUUUCUACUAAUUCUGGACAUCUUAAAAGCUUGUUACAUCUACAGGUAGAUGUUAAUAUUUAACAGUCCAACUGCUCUUUUAGAAUAUGACAAAUUAUUAUCUAUGCUUUAAUAUUGCUAUGUAAUUUACUUGCUGUUAUUGUAAUUUUGAUAUAAUGUGGCAUCCAGUGUACCGGUACUUCUGAAAUACUCCACAAUAAAAACAGUAGCUACAUUUCAAUACAGUACCGUAUAUGAAAGUA